This is a messenger RNA of Peromyscus maniculatus bairdii (prairie deer mouse), 410 nucleotides long. NCBI's taxonomy places the organism in Eukaryota, Metazoa, Chordata, Mammalia, Rodentia, Cricetidae. The record is from RefSeq and is a predicted model, not a curated record.
AGCCACUGUGACCACAGCAUCCCAGGAGACAGUGUAGAGAAACAAGUAUUAUGAGUGCAUCCUCCUCCAAACCAGUGUCAGGACCAAAGAUGUUCCAACUUGGGAGCCUUGUUGUCCUUUGUGGCCUGCUCACUGGGACCUCAGCAUCACUUUCAGAAUUCAUUCAGAAGCUGGAUGUGCCAGUCAACUUCAGUCAGAAAACUGAGCAUCAGGAAAGGACAAUUGAAAACAUUGUACUUCUUUACGACUCAAUGACUUUGAGAAGAUUAAAUCACUCUUUUUAUCUGAAUAAUAUGAGGGAUAUAUUCAGUGGACAGGAAAAGAGGGACUUGCAAGCUGGCCUGUCUUCCAACGACAACAGCACAGAGAUGAAGAUGAUCCUGAUUGUGGAUUCUUCUGUGUAUCUGUGA